Messenger RNA from Bacillus rossius redtenbacheri, 936 nucleotides. Its product is annotated as protein Wnt-8b-like. The coding region runs from base 1 to 936 and encodes 311 amino acids. Gene Ontology annotation, biological process: canonical Wnt signaling pathway; neuron differentiation; multicellular organism development. Gene Ontology annotation, cellular component: extracellular region. NCBI's taxonomy places the organism in Eukaryota, Metazoa, Arthropoda, Insecta, Phasmatodea, Bacillidae. Gene Ontology annotation, molecular function: frizzled binding; cytokine activity. The record is from RefSeq and is a predicted model, not a curated record. The transcript is spliced from 7 exons.
AUGACUCCAACCUCCCAGGCGCAGGUAAGGAUGAGCAGCGGCCUGAAGCAGAGCCUGGGCAGCGCCAUGCAGCUGGCUUUGACGCACUGCCGGCAGCAGUUCCGCUGGGAGCGGUGGAACUGCCCCGAGGCCUCAUUCUUCAGGCGGGAGCGGCAGGUGGCGACGAGGGAGACGGCCUACGUGAACGCCAUCAUGGCCGCCGGGGUGGUGUACUCGGUGGCACGCAGCUGCUCCCGGGGAGACCUGGAGGACUGCUACAGCGACCCAGCGCGGACCCCACCAGCACACCUCGCAGGGAGGGCUCGCUGGGAGGCCAUGCCCGAGGAUGUGACCCACGGAGAGAAGGUGUCGCAGCAGUACCUGCGGAGCCGUCGCAAGGACGACUGGAGCGCCGCGGCCAGGGCACACAACACGGCCGUCGGCAGGACGGCGGUGGAGGACACCAUGGUGCGGGCCUGCAAGUGUCAUGGAGUGUCGGGCAGCUGCAGCAUGAAGACCUGCUGGAAGAAGAUGGUGGAGUUCGGCAGCAUCGCGUCCACCAUCCACCGGCACUACAAGCAUGCCGUCAAGAUUGGGUUCGAGUGGGGCGUCGCCGACUUCGCCCUGGGCAACGGCGGCGCCAGCAGCAGCGGCCAGAAGAUCUCCGAGGCCAAAAUCAAGCACCUGGUGUACCUCCAGGAGUCUCCGAACUACUGCUAUCCCAAUUCCUCUACAGGCUGGCCCGGGACGCGCGGGCGCACGUGCUCGCGGCCGCGCGGUGACAACGCUACUGCAGAGGAGCGGCGCAGCUGUCGCCGACUGUGUCGCUCCUGCGGGUACCGCGUGCACCGCGUGCUGAGAGAGGUGCGCUCUGCCUGCAACUGCAGCUUCCAGUGGUGCUGUCAGGUGUCGUGCAGCACCUGCACCAGCACUGUCCACGACCUGUCCUGUCAGUGA